GAUAACCACCGGUUGUUGCUGUUCUGUUAAACAAGAAAUGAAGAAUUUUAUAAAAAAUGGUUAAUUCACCGCGAAUUGUUUAUGUGUGCAGCCUGUGCCUGCGCCAAUAUGAUCUCCAGGAGGAUCUCCGGGGACAUUUGGUGUACUUCCAUGGCUACGAGCCCAUUUCGGUGCCCAACGGCAAAAGAAAAACAGCAAAGACUUCAAUUAAACAACAAACUCCAGCCGGCCGGAAUGGCCAGGAUAAACAAACCAUGGAGCAGCAAUUGGAGGACUCCAAGCCAACGCCAAGUGAGAUGCAGCCCUUGCCCUUUAAGGAUUUUCGACUGGUCUUGAGGGCCAAUAUGCUAGAACCGUGCUCCUUCGGCAGGGAGUGCCCCUUCAAGUUCCAGGAUGCUAGCAAGAUGGAGCUGCACUCCAGUUGCCACAAGGGCGGCAGCUUCUCCUGCUGCGAAUGCGGUAUGGAGCUGCCAAACUGGCGGCGUUGCUCGGCUCACCUGUGGAAAGCCCAUCAGGUGGAUGUGGAUCUACUGGAGUGUCCCGCCAUCGAUUGUCACUACAAGUCACCCAUUUCCGCCCUCGUGUGGCGACACAUGCAGGUCCACAAGAAGUGGCGACCGCGGGUACUCCGAUCGUUGGCCGCCGUUCAGCGGAGGAGGAAACUCAAGGAGCAGUCCGGGGAGAUGGCCACACAACCAGCAGCCGCUCCUCCCGCCUCCAAGAAGAACAAAUACUAUGCGGAGAAGACCUGCGAGAUUUGCCAACGCAAUUUCGUCAACGGCAAAACGCUCUCCAAGCAUAUCAAGACGGUGCACAACAAAAUCAAGCCAUUUAUCUGUAAUGUUUGUGGCAAGAAGACUGCGCGCAAGGCUAGUUUGAUAAUCCACAUGCGUCAGCACACAGGCGAAAAGCCCCUGCAGUGCGGCGAGUGCAAGUUUUCCACUCGCGAUCCCAGUGUCCUGCACAAACACCGCCAGCGCCACGAUAGCCAGGACAAGAGUAGCCUUAAGUGCAGCCAAUGCGAUUACUACUGCAUCCAGGCCAAUGCCCUAAAGCGUCACAUGCGGCUCAAUCAUGCCGAAGCUUAUAAGGACUUAUGCUGUGAUCUCUGUAGCUUUACUUCCAUAAAUGCCGAGCGUUUACAAGCCCACAAGCAGGAUCAUCGGCAGGGUUUGAUCACAAAUUGCGAGGAUUCCAUGGAUGCCUCGCGUGCCGCUGGUUUUAAGUAUCCUCGCAAGUUGGGCGAUAAGAAUGGGGAGAUAUCAGCUGACUGCUUUAUGCCACUGGAGAGCGUGGAUUCAUUGCCUCAUGAACCAGCUGUGGACACGGGUGGGGUAACCAUACCUGCCCCACCCUCCGAGGACACUCAAUUCCCCACGUAUUUAAAGGAUUAAUAUUAUAAAACGUGAUAUUAUUCGAUCGAUCUUUUAUUUCAUGGAUUCAUAGUAAGUUAUUUAUGUUGUGUAUAUUUAUUUCAUAUACCUAUGUUUUUAUUUACAAUUUAGUUUGUUGAAUGUGGGCAUGUCCAAUGCGCUGUAAAGAGUUUUGUAUAAAAUAAUGUUCUCAUGCAGUUUGUUUUGGGGAUUUAAAUGCUUGUUUAUUAAGUUGUUCAGUUUUUCCAUUUAAUUUUAAUAUCAUUUUAGAAUCUGAUAUGAUUUUUUUUGCAACAUUCGAAUUAUUUAGUCAUGCUGGUUUACCACGUUCCGAUUUAAUUAUCAGUUACGUUUUUCUUUAAACUAAUUUAAAAUUUAAAAAUCUACUCUGCUUGCGGUAAUCAUCCGGUUUCAGUUCGGUUUCAAGAUCAGCGCUCUUUAAUCUAGAUUACGACAGAAAUGUUCUCAAUUUUAUUCAUUUGGGCAGUUUCGCUAAUAACUUGUUAAGUUGUUUAAUAUUUAAUUUGAUUUCAUUAGUUUAGUAGUUGAGCUUUACGUUUGGUUUAAUAUAACUAUUUACUUUACGCUUGAAUGCAAUCAGCUGCCGGAGAUCGCAGAUCAAGUGAUCUGGCGGUUCCUAAAAAUUAUGCACCUCCUGUUCGCUAUAGUAUUGGAAAUAAGUUACCACCGUGUUACAAAAGAAUAGAUUUUAACGUUUAUUGUCUGAGUUUGAUUCGAAUAUCAAAACAUUUUCACUAUUUGAGAGUGCAACUGAGUAGUAGUACAUCAUAAUGGAAAAUAAAACGCUCAAUGUAAAAUUGUUAAUAUCAUA
Messenger RNA from Drosophila subpulchrella, 2205 nucleotides. RefSeq names its product zinc finger protein 729. Gene Ontology annotation, molecular function: sequence-specific DNA binding; DNA-binding transcription factor activity, RNA polymerase II-specific. The transcript has 4 exons. The record is from RefSeq and is a predicted model, not a curated record. Gene Ontology annotation, cellular component: nucleus. Bases 57 to 1394 code for a protein of 445 amino acids. NCBI's taxonomy places the organism in Eukaryota, Metazoa, Arthropoda, Insecta, Diptera, Drosophilidae. Gene Ontology annotation, biological process: regulation of transcription by RNA polymerase II.